Chaetomium globosum CBS 148.51 is the source of this 576-nucleotide messenger RNA. RefSeq lists its product as uncharacterized. The record is from RefSeq and is a predicted model, not a curated record. The transcript has a single exon. The coding region runs from base 1 to 576 and encodes 191 amino acids. NCBI's taxonomy places the organism in Eukaryota, Fungi, Ascomycota, Sordariomycetes, Sordariales, Chaetomiaceae.
AUGGCGCUGCUGGAGGAUACGCUGCUUGCGGACGGGCGGGAGUGGGUUUUGGGCGGUGGUGGUGGCGGUGAUGGUGGUGGCAGUGAGGGUGCGAGAAAAGGGCCGACGUUGGCGGAUAUCGAGGCCGUGUGGGUGCUUCACUGGAUGAUUGGCAUUCCUGGUGCGCUGUUCGACGCCGGGUAUGUGAGCGCCGAGCGGUUUCCGCGGGUGUAUGCGUGGGUGGCGCGGUUUCAGGCGGCGGUUGGGGCGGCGAAGGCCGGGGUGGUGGUGAAGGGCAUGAGCGGGGAGGAGGCGGCGGUAGUGUUGAAGGGGCAGAGAGAAGGGGUAGGAUAUUUUGAGAAGGAGGGGGAGGUGGACGCCGCGGACCCGAUCGUCAAGGUGUACGGAUUGGAGAAAGGGAGCAGGGUCGAGGUGUGGCCGACGGACUCCGGGGCUGGGCAUCGGGAUCAGGGCUGCCUGGUGAGCCUCGACGCCGAGGAAAUAGUCUGGGAGACGGACGCCGGGGUGCGCGUGCACGCACCUCGGCAUGGGUUCCGGGUGCGGUUGGCGAGGCCGGUAGAAGAAGUUGGGGUCUGA